AUGAAAUUUAGCGUAAGGAAACUCAUACCAGUUUUCGUAUUGAUCCUUGCAUCCAUAUCCAUCCUUAGAUUCGUCCGAAUCGUCAUCACCACUUCAUCUCCGCACCCACUUCCAGCUUUGCCUCCACAUGUGCAACACGCAUGCACCUCUCCUUUAUCAUGCAGUAAGGUUCUAACGGGAAUAGCAGGCAACUCAACUUUCACACCGCCUGCCUACACCACCUCACUAACAGGUAAGGAAUUUAGGCUUCUAUCAAACCUCGUCAAGCAGAGGAGACCUUGCAACCUUCUCAUCUUUGGUCUUGAGCCACAAUACCUCAGCCUCUCAUCAAUAAAUGCAGGAGGCACUACAAUCAUACUGGAGGAUGAUCCUAAUAAGUUCACGAAUUAUAGGACAGAGAUAUCUAGCAGCACUCAGAUAUACAAGGUACAGUACAAUGUACCAGCAAAAGAGGCGUAUGAACUGCUCAAGCAUGCAAGGAGAAGUUCGACCUGUGCACCUGGGGCUGCACUGCUUCGGCAGUCAAAAUGCCGGUUGGCUCUAACAGGUUUGCCACAAGAAGUGUACAAAACAAAGUGGGAUCUUGUAGUGGUGGAUGGACCAAGUGGAAGCGACCCAGAGGCUCCUGGAAGGAUGGGAGCAAUCUAUUCAGCAAGCAUACUAGCCAGAGCUGGGAACUCAACAGAUGUAAUGGUUCAUGAUGUACAUCGCACCAUCGAGAGGUGGUUUUCCUGGGAAUUUUUAUGCGAAGAGAAUUUGGUUUCUUCAAAAGGGAAGUUCUGGAAUUUCAGAAUACUGGGUCAUACAGACCCUGCAAGAUUUUGCUUAUCCCAACCAUGA
Messenger RNA from Syzygium oleosum, 840 nucleotides. Its product is annotated as glucuronoxylan 4-O-methyltransferase 1. The transcript has a single exon. The record is from RefSeq and is a predicted model, not a curated record. Bases 1 to 840 code for a protein of 279 amino acids. Gene Ontology annotation, biological process: xylan biosynthetic process. Lineage: Eukaryota; Viridiplantae; Streptophyta; Magnoliopsida; Myrtales; Myrtaceae.